Molecule: messenger RNA, 1289 nt
Organism: Durusdinium trenchii
Lineage: Eukaryota; Dinophyceae; Suessiales; Symbiodiniaceae
Source: the annotation of a GenBank genome assembly
AUGGUUCCACCAGAAGACAUGGAAGAGUACACUCCUUCAGAACCCCCAAAGGCAGAAGAGAUGGAGAUUGAGGGGCAGGAGAUGUCUUCGCCGCGAGGUGACGUUCAAAAGGGGGUGAAACGUGAUGCCGAUGUGAGUACAGAAGAGUUGGAGAAGGAGAUUCGGUCAGAACCCAAAGAUAUUGAAUAUCUUCAGGACUUGCAGUGGUCAGCAACUUCAAUGCCGCUUUGCAUCACAGCAUCACAUGCCGACGGAUCAGACUUGACCUCCCCAGACUUCUAUGUCACUUCCAUGAAUUCUAUCAAGUUUGAACCGGGGAAGGAGCAUGUGAUGACACGAAUCCGGAUCGGCGGAGGACAUGUGUUGGUUUGGAAACCAGACGAGGUGAUUGACGACAGUACUCUAGACAACUUGAAUGUUGAUCAAGGGUAUCGCGGCAUGCUAGAAGAGGAGACUGAGGAGAUGAUCACGAAGGCCAUAGCAGCAGUUGUUCCAGUGAAGGUCACAGGACAGAUUCUUCCUGGAGACGAAGGAGGAGGAGAACUUGACUUUUUGGGUCGAAAGAUCUACAAGAGUCCCAAGGCUGAUCAGUUGGCGAUGUAUGUCUCUCCUUCUUAUCUUGAUUCUUCGUUUGCCGAGUAUGACAUCAAGAAAGGGUCUCAGGCCGCGCCGGAUGUGGCAGCUCAGUUGGAGAAGACCGACGAGGCAUCAGGUCAGAGGUUAUCCCCAGAAGCAUACCAACGUUUUAGAAGGUGCCUUGGUCGCUUGCUUUGGCUGUCGCAGUCACGACAGGAAAUCAAGUUGUGGUUGUCGCUGAUUGGGGUGAAGCAGGCAGAUCCAACGCAGUCGACAGAAGCAGCGCUCAGAGCAGUCAUGAGGUAUCUUUUAGGUCAUAGGCAGGUCAGUUUGGUUUUCCCUUCACCGCAGUUUCCCAUCGACCAUGUUGAGAAGGACUUGUUGGGUAUUCACAUUCACGGAUACUGUGACGCAUCGCACGGACCAUAUCGAUUCAAUAUGCGGAAGAGCAUUUCCGGUGAAGUGUUGACGUUUGAACAAGGUCUCAUUAGAACUGCAGCCAAGCAACAGCGACCGGUGGCGCUCAGUUCGUGUGAGGCUGAAACGUACGCAUUGCAAGCAGCAUGUCAAAGUGCAACUUCAUUGGCCAAGCUUGUGAAGAGGAUCAUGGUGGGCCUGGGUGAAGCUUCGGACACAGACCAGGUCAUGACAGUGAUGUUGACGGAUUCGGCAUCGGCGCAGCAGCUCAUUCAGGGCAUUGACAUCCCUCGAAG